Messenger RNA from Daldinia decipiens, 1903 nucleotides. RefSeq lists its product as uncharacterized. Bases 297 to 1319 code for a protein of 340 amino acids. The record is from RefSeq and is a predicted model, not a curated record. The transcript has a single exon. Lineage: Eukaryota; Fungi; Ascomycota; Sordariomycetes; Xylariales; Hypoxylaceae.
CAUGUAGAAAAUACAUGUAGAAAAUACAUGUAGAAAAUAUGUACAUGUAGAGAAUUACCCCACACAAAUGCUUCUUCCCUUCUUCGACCCCGACAAAUACAAUUCCAAGACCUUUUUAUCAUUUAGCCUCUAACAUAAACAUAACAACUAUCUAAAUCUUCAAUUAUUUGAGCACACCUUCAUUCGACUCACAGAGUUGACAAAUACACCACUUCUCACUUCACGCAAUUUCUCUCAGCAUAUCUCCUACGGUGUAUGCCCUUUCGAAACUAACAUAUCAAAGUCAAAUCGAGAGCAUGGAAUCACAGACUACCGCCAAUCAAGCUCAACCCCAGCUUGGAGUGCUCCUCCAGGGCAUCGGCAAACUAGUAGAAGCAGCGCUCUCGUCAAAUAGCGCUAUAGUGCAGGAUCAUAGCGUUAAAUCCAAUAGUACCUUACUUCGGUCUCGUCAAUCCGAGUUGCUUAAGGAAUUUAAGGAUAUGAUGCUUGCGAUUCAGAAUAGGGCAUCCAAGGCGAUCUACGAGGUGGAGACGAAAUUGGGUUCAUUGGAAGACUUGCCUGGUGUUAAUCCGGGAAGCGAGCUGAACCACCUACUGGGAUGCACGCUCCUGGGUCGUAGACCGAGCUACAAACUUCGCGAUUCUGUCCACGGCAUGCCCCGUCCACAGCUGAUCACCUACGAUGAAGCUAACCCGAUGCUGCCCCAGAAAUUUGGGGAUCCUAUCUUGGCCUUGCAACCUACGUUGCGAAACGUCUGGGUAAUCCAGCAUGCUUAUGCAAAGCUACUAAAUCACAAAGAGGUCCUUAUCCAGCGAUAUCUUGCCGCAGCAGACGAAAGUGCAGUAGUGAGCCGUAAAAUAUCUCGCGAGUACUAUGAAGACCUCAGCUUAGGACAGUUGCCUUCAAAGAACAAGCUAGGCAACUUGCUUGAUGUCAAGCACUCGUCGUAUAACCAUGCGACACACGAUCUACAGAUCGUCCUCGCCUUCAGGGAACUUGAUGGUAGCCUCAAGUAUGUGGAGGCUGUGAAAGGAGAUCCGGUGGACAUAGGAAAUGACGAAGAGAAUGGACAAUACCUGGUCCUACCUGUUGCUGAGGCAAGCAUCAAGAACCUCUACGACGCAUAUAGGUCUCUCAGAAAGGCGACUUCAGAACAGCGUCGAGCUACUAAGGAUAAGGAAUUUGCGGCCAAGCUACCGGUGGACGAGAUGGACGAGCUCCAAAAGCAGUUCAGUUCUACCGGGAGUGGGCUUCUUAAUGAGACGAACGUCGGUAGCACUAGGAAGCGUCGCCGAAUGGUGGACGAUGACGGCGAAUGAAUAGUUUAAUCUGAAGGAUACGUGAGAGUAUUUCUGGCUUUCGUAUAUCUACCUACCUAUCUUACACAUCUUGAAAGUAUUUAAGAAAUUUCGUUAAGAGUGUUCCACAGGAUGCUAGCUAGGUACAGUACCUAGGUAAAUAUCAGGUGGCAGAGGUAAGAGGCGUAUUAUUUCAUAUUAGUGAAUAAUAAUUAGGUAGCACCUGAUGCAACGGCAUGGUGCCCAUCGCGUCAACAGCUAGCUGGUGGACCGGGGUUGUUUGAUUGGGGCAAUCUAAUUUCCUCGAUAGGAAGGACGGUCAAGAAGAGAGCGGGAACAUCGCGAUAAACAUUUUAUUAGUGUCGUGGAUAUCAUGGAAGGAUUUAGAGGCGGAAAUUAUCAUAUUCGUUCACCGGGAACAUAUGAUGCGGGAUAGAGCUGAGGGUAGACGAGGCAAGACAAUGCGAAUCGAAUACCUAAUACCUACCACAGGAAUGCAAGAAUACAAGAAUACAAGAAUACGCGAUGUGAAAGGAUGGGAUGUAAUAAUACGAUAGGCGAGUGCGGUGCGGGGUGUUAUAAAUAUGAUAUCAAAGGAUACCUAU